Cajanus cajan (pigeon pea) is the source of this 1253-nucleotide messenger RNA. Its product is annotated as xyloglucan endotransglucosylase protein 1. The record is from RefSeq and is a predicted model, not a curated record. Gene Ontology annotation, molecular function: hydrolase activity, hydrolyzing O-glycosyl compounds; xyloglucan:xyloglucosyl transferase activity. Lineage: Eukaryota; Viridiplantae; Streptophyta; Magnoliopsida; Fabales; Fabaceae. Gene Ontology annotation, biological process: cell wall biogenesis; xyloglucan metabolic process. Gene Ontology annotation, cellular component: cell wall; apoplast.
GCUUCAAAACUUAGCAUUUGCAUGCACAACAGUCUUGGCCAAAUACUUAUCUUGGCAUCUUGUGCUGUGUCCCACUUUCUACAUAUUUCAAUUCCCUCUCUAAAUACAAUUGGUUAAUUGCCAAAUAGUGACCAACCAACAUCGAUAUCAGUUAGAAGGGUUGUGUUUGAAAUGAAAAGUAUUGGGAUUUUUAUGGUGGUGGUAGCUACCUUUGUGGUGGCAACCACCGGUGGUAGCUUCUACCAAGACUUUGAAAUAACAUGGGGUGGUGAUCGUGCCAAAGUCCUUGAAAAUGGACAGGCUCUUACCCUCUCCUUGGACAAGGCCUCUGGCUCUGGCUUUCGUUCCAAACAUGAGUACUUGUUCGGAAAAAUUGACAUGCAGCUCAAGCUUGUGCCUGGAAACUCUGCUGGCACUGUCACAGCCUAUUAUCUAUCUUCUUUGGGACCUACUCAUGACGAAAUAGACUUCGAGUUCUUGGGCAACUUGAGUGGUGAUCCUUACACUCUCCACACAAACGUGUUCACCCAAGGGAAAGGCAACAGAGAGCAACAGUUCCAUCUAUGGUUCGACCCCACCAAGGACUUCCACACAUACUCCGUUCAAUGGAACCCUGCAAGCAUCAUAUUCUCUGUGGAUGGGACCCCAAUAAGGGAGUUCAAGAAUUUGGAGAUAAAAGGGGUUCCUUUCCCGAAGAACCAAGCCAUGAGAAUAUACUCUAGUCUUUGGGACGCUGAGGAUUGGGCCACGCGAGGUGGGCUUGUGAAAACAGAUUGGACCAAGGCCCCAUUCACGGCCUCAUAUAGGAACUUCAAUGCGCAAGCGUGUGUUUGGGCCUCGUCAGGCUCGUCUUCUUGCUCUUCUUCCUCGGGCCAAUCACUGGACGCCACGGGGCAGGCCAAGCUUCGUUGGGUGCAGAAGAACUACAUGAUCUAUAACUACUGCACUGAUAUUAGACGUUUCCCACAAGGCCUACCUCCAGAAUGUUCCUCUGCAUGAGAAUUCGAGAAUCAAUGUUGCAUAUUAUUAUAAAUAUUAAAUAUUAAAUAUUAAAUAUGGUCCCCAUCAUAUACGUGGCAGAUGAUGCCUAUGAUUGUUGCAUGCAUAAAUUAAUGUAAUUAAAAGUCUAAAAGUAUUAUUGUUGGUUUGUAAAAAAAAAACAACAAAGUACGUGCAAAAUGAUAUUCAUGAAUCAUGGCAGUGUAUAUGUGCUGAAAUUAUGAAGUAUAAAUUUGUUGGAGAGUUGAAAAGUU